AGUGCGGGCAAAUUUCACAGCAAGGAUGAAUGAAUAUAUAAACAGAAAGUGCCGUUUUGGGAUGAGGGGUCUGAACGGGUGCUGUAUGACAACUCGGACUUGUUAGCAAAAUAUUUAAUAUGCAUGUUUAUUGAUUUUAUUGAUCAGUUUUAUUGGUCGUAUUUUGCAGGUUUGUACAUUUAUAGGUGAUGCACCUAAUGUAGCUUAAAGAUAAACUGAUACUAGAUACUUGUUCAUUGCUUUGUUGAGUUUUCAUGUCUCUAUAAGAUUUGACAGUGAAAUAAUUUGUUCCUGUGAAACUACCCUCGUGUGUUAUUUAUCUAGUGUGUCUGUAUGAGCUUUAUCUGUACAGUCCAGUCAAGUGUAGCUCAAAUGUGAAAUUUGCAUCAAGGUACACUAUUCUACACUAGUAACUGAUACCAAGGACCUCAAAAUGUCUGCAUUUUGCACAAAGGUUAUUUCCCAAAGCCUCAGGUGUACAAUUCACAGAGUCUCAGCGUCCAUUCGAUUCAUACCAUACAGAGCUAUCUUUGUCAAGAGGAGCCAUCAUGUUCUUUCUCAAGCACCCAAAGUGGCGUUGUUGUGUUGGGGGGCAGGUGGAAUCACUUACGCUUCAGCGCAGGAGGCAGUGCUUCCUCACAGGACUACAGAGAAAAAGUCUCUUGCCAGAGUGCAGGUCUACAGGCUGAUGUUUGUGUUUCGGCUGGGCGUCCGUGCUUUGGUCCUCCUGCUGAAAUUCAGCCCGCUUUUGCUGCUGUACCCAAUGAGUCUGCUCUCCCAGCACUGGGCCGCAUGCUGGCUAGACGCCCUGCUCUGGGUCACGGAGACGUCUGGUCCAACAUUUAUCAAACUUGGACAGUGGGCCAGCACACGACGGGACGUCUUCUCCCCGGAGUUCUGCGAUCGCUUUUCCCGGCUCCAUGUCAGGGUGCAUCCUCAUUCAUGGACUCACACGAAGCAAUGUCUAACACGGGCCUUUGGGGAAGGCUGGAGGCAGCUCUUUAUCUUUGACAGUAAGGAUCCUGUGGGCUCAGGAUGCGUGGCACAGGUAUAUCGGGCCAAGGCUCGAGUGGCAAGUGUGAAAGACCCGGCAUUCCAGGAGCUGGUGGAGGGCCUUGAAAAGGAGGACAUGCUGGAGGCUUGGGAGAUUCCUGGCUUUGGAGGCACUUUGGGUUAUUUCUGGGGGUCUGAGAAAGGAGAAGAAGAGAUGUCCGAGAAUGCAGACGGAGGUUCUGCUGAGCUUCUACAUGCAGAGGAUAAGGGGCUAAUACCAGUAGCGGUUAAGGUGCUUCAUCCUGGUAUCAGGAGACAGGUUCAGAUCGACCUGAUUCUGAUGAAGGCAGGCAGUGUGCUCAUCAGCUGCUUACCAGGUCUCAAGUGGCUCAGUCUGCCCGAAGUGGUGGAUGAAUUUGAGAAGCUCAUGACGAAGCAGAUAGACCUUCGUUUUGAAGCAAGGAACAUGGAGAAGUUCAAGAACAACUUCAAGGACUUGGAACAUGUCAAGUUUCCAACACCACUAAGACCAUUUGUUACAAGGACUGUCCUGGUUGAAACGUAUGAGGAGAGCGAACCCAUUUCGAACUACCUGAGAGCUGAAGUUUCUGUGGCUGUGAAGCAGAGAAUCGCCCGCAUGGGGGUGGACACGCUGCUGAAAAUGGUGUUUGUAGAUAACUUUGUCCAUGGAGACCUCCAUCCAGGGAAUAUCUUGGUUCAGGCGGACCAGGGGGUCUCACCCCAGGACAAGGCCACUCUGACGGAUCUGUGGGACACAGUGGUGGUCAGUAUGAGACCUUCACCUCCUCCGUUACAGUUGGUGCUGCUGGACACUGGAAUUGUUGCCCAGCUAAGCGAAGGAGAUCUGCGUAACCUGAGAGCUGUCUUUACUGCUGUCGUGCUCCAACAGGGCGAGCGUGUAGCAGAGCUGAUUCUACACCAUGCCAGGGCUAAUGAGUGCCAGGAUGUGGCACGCUUCAAAAAGGAAAUGGCUGAGCUGGUGAACCUUGCUGUCAGUGAUACACUGUCUCUGGGGAAGGUUCAGGUGGCAGAGCUGUUGUCCAGAGUAUUUGGAUUGCUAAUACACCACAAGGUGAAGCUGGAGAGCAACUUUGCCUCCAUUGUGUUUGCCAUCAUGGUCCUGGAAGGCUUGGGCAGGUCACUGGACCCAAACUUGGACCUGCUGGAGAUUGCUAAACCUCUGCUGUUAAAGAACUGCACCUCUUUUCUUUCCUGAACCCUAUAUCCAGAAUUAUCCAAUUUUGGUCCAUUGUCUCAAUGUAGCUUCAACAAAUAAAUAAAUCUGUACACAAUUACUUAAUAUAUAUCCUAUGCUAAAUUUUAUGGGCAGUUAUUGUUUUAACAGAAUUGAAGGGUCACGUACAGUGAGACGAGCAGGGCCAGUGUGUGUCAAGUCUCUCCAAGGAAAAAUCUGGUUUUAAUUGCCAAUCAAUCAGGAUAUUACUUCUAUACUCCGAUAGUUAAGCCUGAGACUAUUUUUAAGAGCAGUUCUCAGAAGUUUUAGUCACAAGCAGAUCUGCAACAGAUCCCUCAAUACAUCAUCAACAGAAAACCUCAUCGUCCUGCCUGUCAGGAAACGCCACGAUCACAAAUGUUAAGACAGAUCUGAAAUGAACGCUCGAGUCAGAACAGUGAUGGCUGCCUGAAAUACUGUAGAUGAAUUGUAUCGUGCAAGCUAUACUUUGUGUGUUUCCUGAAAAUUGAAAUAAAUUCUGGGGGUCUAUGCAUUACUCAU
Neoarius graeffei (lesser salmon catfish) is the source of this 2749-nucleotide messenger RNA. RefSeq names its product aarF domain containing kinase 2 (gene adck2). Gene Ontology annotation, molecular function: ATP binding; protein kinase activity. The coding region runs from base 434 to 2230 and encodes 598 amino acids. The transcript is spliced from 8 exons. Gene Ontology annotation, cellular component: mitochondrion. Lineage: Eukaryota; Metazoa; Chordata; Actinopteri; Siluriformes; Ariidae. Gene Ontology annotation, biological process: protein phosphorylation. The record is from RefSeq and is a predicted model, not a curated record.